This is a messenger RNA of Solanum lycopersicum (tomato), 1419 nucleotides long. RefSeq names its product auxin-responsive protein SAUR21-like. Gene Ontology annotation, biological process: response to auxin. The record is from RefSeq and is a predicted model, not a curated record. Lineage: Eukaryota; Viridiplantae; Streptophyta; Magnoliopsida; Solanales; Solanaceae.
CACCUAUUAAUCCCUCUACCACCAUACUAAAAUUGAUCUUUAACGAUAAUUAAUUAGCACUCUUCUUAAACGUUCCUAAAAUGUCCUAAAAUUUAUAGUGAUAUUGAAUUACUCAGCUAGGUAGGCAGACACCACUUCUUUUGCAGUCAUCUUGGAGGCUGUCUUGAUGCAAAUAGUUAUUAUUACUAAAAGUGGAGUCACAUGCAUGUGUAUGCAUACUUCAAUAGAAGUCUAUUUGUUGAAGGAAAUAAAAUUUAAUAAAAGCAGAACAUGUCCAAAUUACUUCAAAAAAGGUCUAUGAAUUAACAGAAACCUAUUUAUAGUAAAGCAUUAUUUCCAGAUGUUCAGCAUAGUAACUUUGAUAUUCACAUCCUUAUCGAUCACAUAGUAGUACGUACUGUUAUGAAAUCGUUGUACGAUCAGCUAUUCCCGAUGCAUCAGCAACAAAAAGGAGGCACUCCAUAAUGCAAUAACUGCAGAACACACCUAGCAACUUGAUCACAUCAGUCUGAUGCAGAACACACCUACUAUUGAACAUAUUGCAUUUUUUAAUUUAUUGAACUUUAUGACCAAAGACAUGUGGGUUAGCUCUCCCCCAUAGCAACAAUGUAUGCUGGCAACUAUAUAAAUAUAACUUAUUCCUUGUGCAAACUUCAGUGCAAGUGUUAGUUCAAUCUAAAUUACUCUAAUAUUAACAUAUCAACAAGUCAUGGGAUUUCGAUUGUUACCUAUGAUUGUCGGUGCAAAGCAAAUCCACAAGAGGCAGUCUGUUCUUACAAGAAAUCAUUCAGAUGUUCCAAAAGGACAUUUUGCAGUUUAUGUAGGUGAGACAGAGAAGAAACGAUACGUGGUGCCAAUAACAUACCUGAAUCAUCCUUCUUUCCAGAAGUUGUUACGGAAAUCAGAAGAGGAGUUUGGAUUUCAUCAUCCGAUGGGUGGUCUAACAAUACCUUGCAAUGAGGAUGAUUUUUUCAACAUCACUUCUCGAUUGAGUUAAUGAUAUGUAGAACUAUGAGAUAGUACUGUUGUAGAAAUCAGACAAUUUUGAGUUUAGAAUUUUCAUCUUGCUAGGCAAGAGUUGUAAACUUUUGUACAAAGUUAGCAAAGAAUACAAAUGAAAUGUUUACAAUUGUUUGUUGUUUGCUUAAAAUGGAUAGCCAUAUUCUUUAUCUGUGAAAAUCUCAUGUAUUCUUUUAUAAUACGACUGCAGUACAAGAUAGCUCGUUUGCACUUCAACUAAUUCACGAAACAGUUUACUAUCUCCACAAGCACAGCGUAAAAUGUUCUACAUAAUAUCUUAAGAUAUGCAAUCUAGGCUUUAGUUUGGCAUCAGCUUAAUAGUUUUUUGGUAUGAAUGAAUCUCUAUAUAUGUCACGGUUUUUAUAUAUGAAAUAAUUUCACAUGGAAAGUAGAAGUUAU